Symbiodinium sp. CCMP2592 is the source of this 4209-nucleotide messenger RNA. Lineage: Eukaryota; Dinophyceae; Suessiales; Symbiodiniaceae. The record is from the annotation of a GenBank genome assembly.
AUGAACAACAUGAUGCAGAGGCUCAUGCAGGACCAGAAUAGGCAGCAGCAGGACCCGAUCCCGAACAUGCAGUACUUCGCACCCGGUGGAGGUCAAGCGGGGGCAACCACCAUGGGCCAGGGGCCUGCAGCAGGAACCCAGGCACCUGCAGCAGCAACCCAGCAGGCACCCGCAGGGGCAUCUGCAUCGGUCCAGCAAACAGCACUUGUGGCGGCAACGAAUGCAUCAGCUGGUGUCUCGCCGGCAGUGCAGUUGGAGAUGAGUGAUCCUGAAAACGACGAGGCCGACGAGGCAGAAGUGUUGAGGCAGGCUGGGCUCGUUGCAGAUGCAGUCAACAAGAAGAAGGGGAUUCUUAAGAAGCCUGCAGGCUUGCCCAAGGCCGUUGCAAAGGCCAGUGCAAAGGCCAGUGCAAAGGCCAGUGCAAAGGCCAAAGCAGUACUGAAGGAAGUGGCUGCAUGCCCUGAAGUCCUUGACUCAGCCUCCCGGCGAGGCAUCAAAAGGGCACGGGAUUCCGAGCUGGAUGCAGAGACUCCUCAUGGCCCUUUGGUGGCCAAGAUUACAGUACCUGUGGAGGUGAAGAGCCGAAAGGCAGCUGGAGACGAGGAGGUGAAGAUCGUGCCGACAGAGCUGCCGAUCCUCAACCUGAUGGCAUGGAUAUGGCAUGUUUGCCAGUCCAUGCCUGGUGUAGCUGCCUUUUUCCAAAGGCAGCUAUCGAAGUACCCGUGCACAGCAACCAGCCCAUGGCGAAUGGCUUUAUACAAUGAUGAGAUUAGUCCUGGCAACCAGCUAAAAGCCAGCAACACCAGGAAGAUCCAAGGGUACUACCUCAGUUUUCUCGAGUUUGAUGCUGAAGGCCGAUGCCAAGAAAACCUUUGGUUUCCUUUGAACUUGACUCGGUCUUCGGUGGUGAACAAGAUCCAAGGCGGGCUGUCUGCACUCACCCACAUUCUGGUCUCCUCGGAAUCGUUCCUGAACCUCCAGUCGGGCUGUUUGCUGAACAUGCCAACCGGGGAACGGGUCAUGUUCUUCGCGAAACUGCAUACUGUAGUUGCAGACGAGGCAGCUUUGAAGUCUAUGUACGACUUCAAGGGCUCCAGUGGGACUUUGGUUUGCCCGCUAUGUGCCAACAUAACAAGCAAGACCCACGGUGAUCUGCCAGCAAAUGACCACUCGGGAGAAUUGCAUGACAUAUCAUGCAUCGACAGCAAUCUGUUUGUCCGCAGAACCGACAAUCAGAUCUUCACUGCACAGGCACUGCUGGCGAGAAGGCAACCCAUGCUGAGCAAAAAGGAUUUUGCCUUGCUGGAGUCCAGCAUGGGGUUGAACUUUAACCCAUCUGGAGUGCUUGCUCACAAAAGCAUGCCGCUUGUGAAAUGCUUGAUGUGGGAUUGGAUGCAUUGUUAUGUGGUAAGCGGCCUCCUGCACGUGGAAUUGAGCUUACUCUUGCCACUCUUGCAUGUGCAGGGUGCAACAUUUCAGGUGAUCCAGAGCUUUAUCUCAGAGUACGAAUGGCCUCACAACCUGAAGAACCGGAGAAGAGAAAUCUUGCAUUUGUUCGACAAAAGGAGCAAACCUUCUGAGUUCAAGGCCGGGGCUUCGCAGUGCAUCACUGUCUAUCCCUUGCUGCGGCUUUUCUUGCUGACUCAUCACUUUGACACAAUGGACGACGAACUUCGGCGAUGCAUCAGAUCCUUUAUGAAGAUUUGUAUGGUUCUCGACCUCCUGCUUGAAUGCAAUCGGACUGGGAACCUGUCGCCGGACGAGCUCGAGAAUGCGAUUCGGGCCCAUAGCCAAGCUUUCCUUAAAGCAUAUGGAGAGCAGCACUGUAUACCGAAGUUCCACUACAGCCUCCAUCUUCCCCUGAUGGCUCGAGACAGGCCUCUGAUUUCCUGUUUUACACACGAACGAAAGCAUCGGCAAGUGAAGCAGUUUGCUGACAACACGAAGAAAGUGACCGACUGGUUCGAAGCUUCACUCUUUAAAGAUGUUUUGGGCAGGGCUCUUCUGGAUCUGUCUGAGCAUGCUGGCUUCAUGCGGCCCCAUUUGAAGUCCCCCAAGUCUGUCACUGAUGGCACUUUGCUGUGGCACCUGGGGCAGACAUUCGGGUUUCAGACUCUUGAGCAUGUGCAGUCGGCCAUGCAGGCCGAGGUCUGCCCAGGACAGACUUGCGAGAGGGGUGACCUGGUGCUGCUUAAGACGGGGUCCGUUGCAGAGGUGUGGUUGUUUUGCCGGUUGCAGCAUGGCGAGCUCCUGGCUCUGUUGAGUGUGCUUGAGCCACAAGGGAAGAAUCUCUUCCGGGUCAAGCAGGACGGAGCCCAGUUCAUGCGAGUGGCCGAGAUCAGUCGAACCUGCCUCUUCAAACGCAUGAGUGCAGACAGCAUGCUGGAGAAGGACGCUGCUGUGCACGAUGGUGGCCAGGCGGACUCCUUCAUCCAGCUUGAGCCCGAGGUCGGUGUGAUGUGCGCCAUUGAGCUUCCCAUCCCAGAGAACGAGAAUCAGUGGAAGCGCCUUCGACGAGAUCCCACGGUGUGGAUGGCGAAAGGGCUGCGGAAGCAGGAAGUUCGAUACGGCCGCCUGGACCCAAAGGCCAAGGAACAGUUUGACAGCGCAAAGCAGACCGAAGUCAACCAGUGGAUCCGAGAAGCAGCGGCACGCCGUGUUCAGGGCCGCAUUGCUCCGGAUCGUUUGAUGUCCAUGCGCUGGGUACUCACGUGGAAAGACUCGGGAGCAGCUAAGGCAAGAAUAGUCAUUGUCGGGUACCAGGACCCGGACCUGGCGACGCUGGUGAGCAGCAGUCCGACAAUGAGCAGAAGGACGCGACAGUUGGUGUACCAGCAAGCUACGCUGCGCAACUGGAAGACCAUGAAGGCUGAUGUUCGGGCCGCGUUCUUGCAGACGGCUCCGACUCAGAUGUCACGGUGUGUCUUUGCGCGACCUGUGCCAGAGCUCGCGAAGGCUAUGGGGCUAGCAGAAGGCGAAUGUGUUCAAAUCGCCAAGGCGUGCUAUGGCCUCGUAAAUGCCCCGGCCGAGUGGUUCCGUGACAUCAACCGUACGCUGACUUCGCUUGGAAUGGUCCAGCUCAAGACGGAGCCCUGCUGUUGGAAGUUUGUGAAGUGGACUAACGGUGUACCCCGCCUGGUCGGACUCAUAGCAGCCCACGUUGACGACUUUGUCAUCGCGGGAGAUGAGGAGGACGCCGAAUGGCUCGACAUCGUGAAUCGCUUCUAUCAGAGCUAUCGGUGGAGCCCGUGGGAGGUUGUUGACUACAACCACUGCGGCGUGGUCAUCAAGGAGGGACACCGCGAGGUGAUCAUGGACCAGGCGAAAUACUGCUCCCAGAUCGACGAGAUCAAGUACGAAACCCGGGAUGAGGACUGCUUAGCCUCAAGCGAAGAAGUUGCCCAGCUCAGGGCGGCCUUGGGAGCAUUGCAGUGGCGUGCUUACAGCACGGCACCGCAGCUGAUGGUGCAGCUGAGCAUGCUCCAGUCGUGCGUCAACAAGGCCAAGGUUCUCACGUCCAGCCAGCAAAACACGUUGGUGCGAGAGGCUUUUCAUGGCCGCUUCUUGCGCAUGAAAGUUACUGGCCUCGACGGCAUUCAGCCAGAGGACGUCUGCUUUGUGGCGUGGUCCGACGCUGCGGUCGGGAACAGGCCAGACUUUGGAAGCACAGGCGGGCACAUUGUGUGUGCUACUACGCCUGCCAUGCUUCGUGGUGAGCAUGCCGCCGUCACUCCUGUGAGCUGGCGCAGUGCGAGAUUGAAGAGAGUGGCGCGCUCGUCUUUGGCGGCAGAGGCUCAAGCCGCUUCUGAGGCGGAAGAGGAGCUGAUGCUGAUUAGGCUUCAGUGGAAGGAGAUGUUGGGCUACAACGUCGACCUUCAGAACCCCGGGAAGGAGAUCCAGGCGAUCCCCGGCGUCCUUGUGACCGACGCCAAGAGCUUGUACGACGUGCUGCUGAAGGAGGACCUCAACUCAGCGGCUGGCGGUCUGAGUGAGAAGUACAGUGCUCUCGAGCUACUGUCUCUGAGCGAACGUGUUCGAGAAGGCAAGACCUCUGUUCGCUGGGUCAACAGUGACGCUCAGGUUGCAGACUCACUCACCAAGCCAACCAAGCCAGGAGCCCUUCACCAACUGUUGCAGACGGGACGUUGGCGCCUCUCUUACGACCCCAACUUCACGAGUGCCAAGCGCCUGAAGCAACAGCUGAAGUGA